UAACCUCUCUUUAUGUAUGUCAAAGACGUACAUACUAAAAUUGUUAUUUUUAGAUUUUGAUAAGAAAAUCCCAAAAAGAAAUUCAACCGUAUUAUGAUUUAAAUAAAGGUAUUCGUAGUAAAGCCUACGUUACUUACAAUAUUUUUUGUGCAACGUAGCAAAUAUUAAAAGAUUUUUAUAUUUUGCUAAAGGCCAACGAAAAUUUCAUGGAGCUGCAGUGACAUGUCUGUGGUUUUAGUGGGGAAUCAAUAAAUUGGUCUUUUUUACAGACCGCCACCGAAAUACGUUUCAUUAGGUCUUUUUCCAAGAAUUUUCUAGUAAAAAUGAAUCUACUUCACUCCAUUCCAAUUUUUGUCAUUCAAUUUGGUUGGAUAUUUUGUUUACCUGAACAAGGAAAAUGGGACUAUGAUGUGACUUCUGCUGGUCGACCAAUUUAUCUUAGCAAAAAUGUUUUCAAAGGAGCAAAAGUUUAUAUUAAAAUUAACUGUGAAACUGACACAGAUGAAAAAGUCAAGUUGAAUCUGGCAAUACUUCAAUCUCGCUGUUGGGAUCCUACUGAAGCUUAUGAUGAAUUAAAGGACCUCAUGCUUACUUCUUCUUCAAAAAUUAGCCAUCCACAGAAUAACUCGAUCAAAGUUUAUCAAUCAGUAGAAACAUAUUCAUGUAAUGACCACAUUUUUCUUAAACAGGGUGAAGUUAAUAAGGAGGAACAGAAAUCUGAAAUUAUCCAUCCUCUCCAUCAGUUUAUUCAUGAUGGGGUUUAUGUAUUGGGACUGGCAGUUACUAUCGAAAAUUCCGAAUAUACUAUAGGGGUUCAUAUUGAAAUCAAAAACGAUUAUGGAUAUUUAAGUGCUGUGGAUUGGCCUCUGCUGCCUUUUUAUGGAUUUAUGUGCAUAUACUACAUCAUCUUAGGACUGAUAUGGUUACUGCUUUCUUUUCUACAAUGGAAAGAACUAUUGAGAGUCCAGUUCUGGAUUGGUGGAGUCAUUUUACUGGGGAUGCUUGAAAAAGCGACGUUCUACGCAGAAUAUCAGAGCAUCAACACCACUGGGAUAGAAGUGCAGGGGGCGAUGCUCUUCGCCGAAUGGGUCUCGUGCGCAAAACGUACUUUGGCCCGCAUGCUCGUCAUCAUCGUCAGUUUGGGCUUCGGCAUCGUGAAACCGCGAUUAGGCCCCACAUUGCACAGAGUCGUCGCGGUCGGAAUUUUAUAUUUCUUUUUGGCCGCAUCGGAGGCGUACCUGAAGCAUACCAAAGCCCAAUUAGAGUCAAAUAGAGACCUCUUGGUCGCAUCUGUCCCAUUGGCUGUGCUCGAUUCGGCCAUUUGUUGGUGGAUCUUUUCCGCUCUGGUAAAUACCACACGCACCUUAAGAUUACGGAGAAACGAGGCUAAACUUUCACUGUACAGACACUUUACAAACACCCUCGUUUUUUCCGUGGUCGCGUCUGUGAUAUUUAUGCUUUAUUGCAUAAAGGCGCAUCACUACGCCGAUUGUUUGACCGCUUGGAAAGAUAUUUGGCUAGAGGACGCCUUCUGGCACAUUUUGUUUUCCGCGAUGCUAUUAGUAAUAAUGAUCCUGUGGAGGCCAACCAAUAACAACCAGCGAUACGCUUUCGUCCCUCUUCUGGACACCGGCGGAGGAGACGACGAGGAAGAAGAGCAUUUAGUGAACGAUGCGUAUGGCGUGAAAGUGCGAGUUAACCUACAGAAACAACAAGCAACAACGUCGCAUCACCGUAAUUCCGCAACAAUGGAGGAUGAAUUAAGAUGGCUAGAAGAGAAUAUUAAAAGUGAUCCGGCAUUGCCGGUGUUGGACUCUGACGAAGAGUUGGUCAGUACGCGCUUUGAAGUUUCUAAAAUGCAGUGAUUUAUUACUUAUCUUUGUUUCAUUUUGAGUAUUAACUUAUUUUCUUAGCUUUAUUGAUUUAUACAACAUACUGUAAUUUAAACAAAAAUAAAAAUUAACGUUUGUUUUAUAGAA
This is a messenger RNA of Anthonomus grandis grandis, 1979 nucleotides long. RefSeq names its product transmembrane protein 87A. The record is from RefSeq and is a predicted model, not a curated record. Gene Ontology annotation, biological process: retrograde transport, endosome to Golgi. Gene Ontology annotation, cellular component: membrane; Golgi apparatus. Bases 324 to 1865 code for a protein of 513 amino acids. Lineage: Eukaryota; Metazoa; Arthropoda; Insecta; Coleoptera; Curculionidae. The transcript is spliced from 3 exons.